Ctenocephalides felis (cat flea) is the source of this 1408-nucleotide messenger RNA. RefSeq lists its product as uncharacterized. NCBI's taxonomy places the organism in Eukaryota, Metazoa, Arthropoda, Insecta, Siphonaptera, Pulicidae. The record is from RefSeq and is a predicted model, not a curated record. The coding region runs from base 665 to 1306 and encodes 213 amino acids. The transcript has 2 exons.
UCCAGCAUUACUAAUUUCUUUCGGGGAUGUCUCGACGUUCCUGCCCAAGACAUAGUUAGUGGGCACGUAGUUUUCGCGCAGGUUAUGUAGUCGCGUUGUUCUUUCUUGUUGCGUGGUUGGACACGGGUUGUUCUUGUGCAAUAAUAAUAUUAUUGUUUUUUUGUGAAUAAUAAAUAAUAUUAAUAUUAAUAUGGAGGAAGAAUUGAGAUUGACUCAAGUAACCGAACUGAACGAUGAUGAUUGUGAAGAGAAAAGUGAAAAAGGUGACAUAAGAAAUGUCCCAAAAGGGAUUUUGAAAGAAUUUAUUGAGACUUAUAGAGCUCAUCCAGCUUUGUGGCAGAUACAGAAUAAAGAACUAUACCAAAACCGUAAUUUAAAAAAUAAAGGCUACUUGGAAUUGCUAAAGAUUUGGAGAAAGUACGAUUCACAUGCUGACCACAAAACAGUAAAACAAAAAAUUCAAUCAAUUAGAGGAUCCUUCCGCAAAGAAUUUAAAAAGGCAAGUAUACACUUGUUAAUACUCGUAGUUAUACAUAGAUAGCUGUCCCAAAAGGGUGCAAAAUAGUAAAUAGUUUAAUAUUAUUUAAAGGUCGAAAAGUCAAAGCGAUCAGGCAGAGGUGUUGACGAACAUUAUAAAUCACAUUUGUGGUAUUUCAAGUUAUUGAUGUUUUUAGUAGAUCAUGAACUACCAACCAGUAGUUGUGACAACAUCAAUGAGUCAACAAAUAGCCCAUUUCAAGAACCUGUGGAGGAAAUAGACGAGCCCAACGAAGGCAAUGAAACCAACGAAGGAAUAGCACAUAAUGUAGAGUCAGUGGUUAAUACUAAUAUUAACACCAACAACAAGAGAUAUAGGAAUGCAGACGGUCAUAGCCCUGCACAAAACAAAAAAAUCUGUGAAGACAGGGAGCGGAAAUUAUUUCUUGCAAAGUGUACUGAGGCACUAAACUCCAAACCAACAGAAAAUGAUGCCCUGGGUCAAUACAUAAGUGCAAAAUUGGAAAAAGUCGUAAACCCAGAACAAAAGAUGUAUGCUGAAGCAUUGCUAACUAAAGUACUUAAUAAGGCAAUAAUGGGUCAAUUGAAUGAAUUCGUAGAUGUAACCUACAGUAAUGUAGGACUUUAUCCUUCUAAUAAUUUUUCUCAUGUGUCGCCAGGGUCCUCGGCCCAUUCCUCAUUAGCGUCUAAUUCCUUUCCGUCUCCUUCCCUAUCAAACAAUUAUUCCACAGCGGAAUCUACUCCUGCUGAAAAUGUUAGCCCUAUGGAAGGUUUGCGAGCUUAUUUUUCCUCAGCAGGUCGUGAAUAACAAUUAUAUAAUUUUUUUACGUUUUCUUGUUAUAAUUAGGAUGAGUUUUUUAGUUUAUUUGUAUUUGUUAAAAUAAAGAGAGGACUUUUUGCACAAGGUAUU